CCGUCAUCAAACAAUCAUGGCGGACUACCGAGAGGCGCCCUUGGCUACCCGGCCAAAAACAUUGGAUCCAAAUGAGUAUUUCAACCUUUCUCCGGAUAUACGACGGGCCGAAGAGGACAGGGCCGCACUACGAGCCAAUCUGAAGAGGCAGUACCAGAUGCAACUCAAUAACCCUCACAGAAAAGAGCUCAUUGAAGACCCUGCCCUGACACGCUGGGUGUAUGCACGCACCAACCCCUACACGUACUUCAAGCCCACAUACAAGACCUCUCUGAUCGGUGCAAUGUUUGGAGUUGUGCCUCUCUUUGUCCUUUACUACGUCUUCAAGACAGACAGGGUAUGA
Messenger RNA from Scomber japonicus (chub mackerel), 343 nucleotides. It is a transcript of the gene ndufb4, whose product is annotated as NADH:ubiquinone oxidoreductase subunit B4. The transcript is spliced from 2 exons. Bases 17 to 343 code for a protein of 108 amino acids. Lineage: Eukaryota; Metazoa; Chordata; Actinopteri; Scombriformes; Scombridae. Gene Ontology annotation, cellular component: mitochondrion. The record is from RefSeq and is a predicted model, not a curated record.